Erythranthe guttata (spotted monkey flower) is the source of this 2652-nucleotide messenger RNA. NCBI's taxonomy places the organism in Eukaryota, Viridiplantae, Streptophyta, Magnoliopsida, Lamiales, Phrymaceae. The record is from RefSeq and is a predicted model, not a curated record.
GAGAAAAAAAAGGUCUACCUUUCAAGCGCAAAUGACUCCAUCCAACACAAAACUCAGAUCAAAGCGGUGCUCUCGAAGAAAUGGAGGAAGACGACGGCGACGUACGGCACCAAAAGCCCUCGCCGGAGGAAAACACCGUCCGCGUAGCGAAGGAGAUGCCUUUUACCUUCGGAAAGUUCACCGUUCGAGAGAGUUGGGACUUUUUCUUCGCCAGUAGAAGCGGCGAUGAUUUCUGCGAGUGGUACUCCGAUUGGCCGCGAAUACGGACGCUACUCACAGCGCAUCUCUUAUUCCCGUCGUGGAAAGUGCCCCCUCCGCCGGAGAAUGUGCGGAUUUUGGUGCCGGCGUGUGGGGACUCAAGGCUGUCGGAGCAUCUCUACGAUGAUGGAUUUACGGAUAUCACGAAUGUCGAUUUCUCGAAGGUGCUUAUUUCGGCCAUGUUAAAGAGGAACAUCAGAGAACGGCCGCUCAUGAAGUGGCGCGUUAUGGACAUAACCAAUAUGACGUUUCCAAGUGGGACCUUUGAUGCCAUCGUUGACAAGGGAGGAUUGGAUGUUCUGGUGGAACCUGAGUCUUCCCCCAGAUUAGGAACACUAUACCUAUCUGAGGUUAAAAGACUGUUAAAAGCUGGAGGCAAAUAUAUUUUUUUCACCUUGCCAGAAUCUGUUGUAUUAGGUCUACUUUUUUCAAAGUUUCGGUUUGGGUGGAAAAUCAAUCUUUACGGCAUCGCUCAGACCAAACUGCAGACCAUUAUGGUGGUUGCUGAGAAAGAUACUUCAACUAGUGUCUCCAAUAUAUUAUCAUCCAUGGAUGAAUAUUCUUCUGUACAAUGCCAGGCACUUGUUAGAGCAGUUGAAAGAGAAAAUUUGGUUCGUACAGAAUACUCCAAUGGCAUUGAUGUAUGGCACUCACUUGAAGACCUGAAGCUAGGUGUGAGAGGAGAUAUUAAAGUGCUUGAAACUGACCGUAUUGUAAGGAUUGUUUUUGGUGAACCUGGAGAAUCCCGUUUCUUCUAUACCGCUGUACUUAUUGACACUAAUCAAGAAUCUGGAACUUUCACCGAUGGCUUAUGUAUAUAUUUUUUUGAGAAAACGCGAGCUUCUGAGCGAGUCCUCUCAUCGGAAUGGCAGCUACGGACGACUGCUAACAACGCAAAGGCUGCUCGAAUGUUGAUUGUUAUACUGGAUUCAAGCCAUGCUCAUGUUUGCUUGCAUGAUGCCAUGGAAGAUAUCUAUGGUUUUAUCAGUGAACUGUCCCCAGGAGGAUAUGGUGAUCAAGUUAGUGUUUCAAUUACGCCUGCAGGUGAUGGAAUGAAGGAGACGAAAAUUGUGCACCAGGUUACAUCUGCCAUGACUGGUCCAAUAGUUGUAGACGACGUGAUUUACACCCCCGGAGCGGAGGAAGUUGCUUUUAAUCUUCAAUGCUUACCUAAGGAGUUCAAUUUACGCCGCCUUUCUUUUAAAAGAACUGAUAGUUUGGUGCAUUCUGUAGCUCUUUUAUCCACACAAGGACCAAAUGAGAUUUCAAGUGAAGUUGACACAAAGAAUACGCGGAAAACCUCCAAAGCAAAAUCGAGAAAGUUUGACUCUCGCUCAUCUGAUUCUCAUCGUGAAGCAUCAAGUGGUGAAACUAAAGUCGAUCACAAAGUUUUGGCAAGUUUCUUCCACACUCACUCUAUUGCUGGACUAGUGUUGUUUUCUCUUUAUUCACAACUACAUUGCCAAACUGGUGGAUUGGUCAAAAUAGUGGUCAUUGGUCUUGGAGCAGGAUUACUUCCUAUGUUUAUGAGGAACUGCCUACCUUCUCUACAUAUUGAGGUCGUUGAGAUUGAUCCCGUGGUUCUGAAUAUUGCUAGAGAUUAUUUUGGUUUUAGAGAAGACGAACACUUGAAGGUACAUAUUGCCGAUGCAAUGAAGUUUGUCUCCAACAAAGCAACUUCUAAGGCAGAAGGAAAAGACUCGUUAAAAAUUGACGUACUUAUAAUUGACGUGGACUCAUCAGACACGAGUUCCGGUUUAGUCUGUCCAGACGCAGAUUUUGUUGAGGAGACCUUUUUCUUGACUGUAAAAGAGUCGCUUUCUGAGAAUGGUAUAUUCAUCUUUAAUUUGGUCUCAAGGUUCCCGGGUGUUCGGGGUGCAAUACAUUCAAGAUUGAAAAAGGUAUUUAGAAACCUCUACCACUACUGGAGCGAAAUAGAUUUCAAUGAAGUGAUUUAUGCCCUCAAGAGUGACGCUCCAGUUGACAAGGAUCAGCUUUCGGAAGCUUGUGAUUCACUUGCAAUAUCUUUACAGUAUAAAAAUCAGCACAGGUUUCGUGAAAUCAUAAGGGACUCGAAAUUGAUCGAGCCACUAAUAUGAUCAAGAAGCCAAGUUUUAUUGCUGAAAAAUUUCGUCACGUUUUCGGGUUUAAAUAAUGCAAAUACAGCUCUGAGAAUCUUGAAUUGACAAAUUUACUGACCAGUUUAAGUGAUCUAUCGGUUGGCAUAUAUGCUUUCGAUCGUUAGAUUUGUGAAAGUAGUACAUAUUGUUGUUAGCCUUGUAUAUUUGAGCAGCUUGUAUAUGAUUGUUUCAGGUUCACAAUAGAUUUGCAUUUUUAUGCAUUUGUUGUCAAAGUGUUACAAUUGAAGAUUCAAUUCAUCAACUUGUUUGGAGU